GCAAUCAGUUUCAAUUUGACAACGACAGAGUAUACUUCCAGUAAUAUUUUAAAUUAAAAAAUGUCAAUAGCUAAUUUUUUUGCAAAUCAGGAGAUUUUUGUUACUGGCGCCUCAGGGUUCAUUGGUAAGGGUCUAAUUGAAAAAAUAUUGCGCUCUUGUCCAAAUGUAGCUGCGGUGUAUGUGCUGUUGCGUCCAAAAAAGGGCAAAUGUAUCGAAGAUCGCCUAGAUGGUAUAUUGAAUUCAAAACUAUUUGAACGUUUGAGAGAAGAGCAACCGCAAAAUUUGCAGAAAGUCCACCCAAUUGCCGGUGAUUGUACUGAAUUGGGAUUGGGUAUAAGUGAAGCCGAUUUGAUGCGAUUGCAGAAUGUGAACAUAAUUUAUCAUUCGGCAGCCAGUGUGCGAUUCGAUGAUCCAUUGCGUGAUGCCAUACUAAUGAAUACACGCGGUACUUAUGAGCUGAUCAAAAUUGCUGAAACCCUCAAGCAUCUUAAGGUCUUUAUGCAUGUUUCCACCACUUAUUGUUAUCCAAACAGACGUGUUGUUGAGGAGAAGUUUUAUCCACCGUAUGCUGAUUGGCGUACAACGAUUAAACUGGCAGAAACUUACAGUACAGAAUCGUUGAACAUCUUAAAUUUAAAAUAUAGCGAUUUCCAACCAAACACCUACACAUUCACGAAAAGUUUAGCUGAGCAAAUUAUCAAAGAGUAUAAGGAUCGUCUACCAUUGGUGAUUUUUCGUCCAUCAAUAGUUGUUUCGUCGAUUGAAGACCCCGUACCCGGCUGGGUAGAUAACUUCAAUGGUCCGAUUGGGAUGCUGGUAGCUUGCGGCAUUGGUAUUUUCCGCACAAGCUGUGGCGAACCGAAUAUUGUUUCAGAUUUUGUACCGGUGGACAUAGUGGUGCGCGCCAUGCUGAUUGCAACCUAUCGUAAGGGUACUGAAGAAAGUCAUAAACAAGAUCCAAAAAUGGAAGUAAUCAAUUGCGCUGCUUCAAAAAUGUGCCCCAUAACGACUGGUGAAGUCAUCGAAAUUGGCACAAAAGUUAUCAAGGAAACACCAUUUGAAAAAACACUAUGGGUACCAGGUGGAAGCAUAACGCGUUGCCCAGUAUGGAAUUUUAUACGAUUCGUUACUCUGCAUGUUUUAGUGGCAAUUUUGGCUGAUUUUGCUUUGCGGUUUACCAACACGAAACCAUUCCUUUUGAAAUUACAACGACGCAUUUACGCUGCUACUUUGGCUUUGCAUUUGUUUGUAACCACAGAAUGGGACUUCCGGUACGAUAAUUUUUACGCUUUGAACUCAUUUGUGCCAGAAUCGGAAGUUGAUCAAUUCGGAUUUUUACAAUAUACAAAUGUGGAUUAUGAACAAUUCUUUCGCAUGGGUAUUCGCGGCGCAAGGGUAUUUUUAUUAAAUGAACCGCCAGAGUGUUCUCAAGGCGCUCUGACACGCAUGAAAAUCUACAAAGCAUUGCACUUCCUAAUUAAAUUAGUUGGAAGUGUACUGAUUCUGCGCUGCUUAGGACGUUUUCUUUAUGCAAAAUUUUAUGCAACAUUCGUAUAGAUCUAAACUGAAAUAUUAAAAGAAAAAUCCAUUUUUAUUAUAAUGCAGCAAAUGCUUAUUAUCAAUAAAUGUUCUUGAAUUUUUAA
Messenger RNA from Anastrepha ludens (Mexican fruit fly), 1643 nucleotides. RefSeq names its product putative fatty acyl-CoA reductase CG5065. The record is from RefSeq and is a predicted model, not a curated record. Gene Ontology annotation, molecular function: alcohol-forming very long-chain fatty acyl-CoA reductase (NADP+) activity. Bases 61 to 1557 code for a protein of 498 amino acids. NCBI's taxonomy places the organism in Eukaryota, Metazoa, Arthropoda, Insecta, Diptera, Tephritidae. Gene Ontology annotation, cellular component: peroxisome. Gene Ontology annotation, biological process: long-chain fatty-acyl-CoA metabolic process. The transcript has 11 exons.